GUCUUUGAAGAAGAGCAUCACAUCUUGUACCUGGACCAUGGUGGAGUUAUUGUGGCCAUCAAAGACACCUCUAUCCCUCUGAAAAUACUCAAGUUCAGUGUAGACGAAGGCCAGACUUGGAGUAUACAUAAUUUUACCAGCACUUCAGUCUUUGUAGAUGGAUUACUUAGUGAACCUGGAGAUGAGACACUGGUCAUGACUGUCUUUGGACAUAUUAGCUACCGUUCAGACUGGGAACUGGUGAAGGUGGACUUCAGACCAUCCUUCCCCAGGGAGUGCACCGAUGAUGACUAUGAGUCUUGGGAGCUCACAAAUCUACAGGGUGAUCGUUGCAUCAUGGGCCAACAGAGGAGCUUUCGAAAGAGGAAGAUUUCAUCAUGGUGCAUUAAAGGGAGAAGUUUCACAUCAGCGCUCACAUCCACAGUUUGUGAAUGUGUGAAUGCUGAUUUCUUAUGUGAUUAUGGGUUUGAGCGCUCUGCACCUCUGAAGUCGGAGUCUAGCAAAUGCUUUGCUGACUUCUGGUUUCACCCAGAAGCACCUCCUGAAGACUGUGUGCUGGGGCAGGCGUACACCAGCAGCACUGGGUACAGGAAGGUUAUUUCUAAUGUGUGUGAAGGUGGCGUAGACCUGCAGCAGAACUUAGCGCAGCAUAUGUGUCCAUUGAUUGCUCCCAAGGGACUUCAGAUCAGCAUCAGAGAAGAGAGCUUGGCUGUUAAGCCUGGGGAAGACAUCACCUUCAUUGUCAGACAAGAGCAGGGUGAUAUAUUGAAUACCAAAUACCAGGUAGAUCUUGGAGAUGGCUUUAAGGCAAUAUAUGUCAACCUUACCAUGACUGGAGAACCCAUCCGUCACCGCUAUGAGAAUCCUGGGAUUUACCGUGUCUCGGUGAAGGCUGAGAAUGUGGCUGGGCAUGAUGAGGCUGUGGUGUUCGUCCAAGUCAACUCUCCACUGCAGGCUUUAAAUUUAGAAGUGGUUCCAGUUGUUGGGAGAAACCAGGAGGUGAAUCUAACAGCCAUCAUACUGCCUAAGAACCCUAAUUUGACAGUCUUCUACUGGUGGAUAGGAAACAAUCUUCAGCCACUUCUUACAUUGGACAAUUUUCUGGUGACAAAGUUUGCUGACACAGGUGACAUCAGAGUUACAGUGCAGGCUUCCUGUGGGAGCUCCAUGCUUCAGGACUCAAAAGUUGUCCAUAUUUUUGAUCAUUUUCAUGUUCUUCCUCUGAAGUUUACUAAGCACCUGGACAUGUACAACCCCGACAUACCGGAGUGGAGGGAAGACAUAGGGCGGGUAGUAACACGACUUCUUGCAAAGGAAACCAAUAUACCUGAAGAAACGCUCAUGACAGUCGUGAAGCCUGGUCUCCCCACAACUGCUGACUUGCAUGUGCUACUACCAGCAAACCAGCCAAAGAGGAAGAGAAGUGUAACUAGUGAUAAGAGAAUAGCGGCUAUAAAGCAGGCCUUGAAUGCACACAACAUCAGUUUCUUUCUGAGGGGAGGAUACUGGGUCUUAGUGACUUUAGCUGACUCCAGUUCAGACUCUCAGAGGAUUGGAGGAGGUGGUGGCUACUGGGCUAUUGUGGUUCUCUUUGUUAUUUGUCUAGUCGCAGUUGGGGCUUUCAUCCUCUACAAGUUCAAAAGGAAACUGCCAGGCAGAAAUGUCUAUGCCCAGAUGCACAAUGAAAAAGAGCAGGAGAUGACAAGCCCUGUUAAUCAUAGUGAGGACACCCAGAACAUCAUCCAGGGUGAGGAGUUUAUUGAUGAUGAUCUGGACUCUCAAACACUAGGUAACGCAAGAGUGACUCCUUCUGGGAGAAGUGGCAACUUGAACAGCUACAGAGUUCCCUUAUUGCUGAUGCCGGUCAGUGUCCAGUCCCAGGCAAUCACUCAGGCGUGGUUUUGA
Messenger RNA from Pterocles gutturalis (yellow-throated sandgrouse), 1905 nucleotides. RefSeq names its product sortilin-related VPS10 domain containing receptor 2 (gene SORCS2). Gene Ontology annotation, cellular component: membrane. The transcript is spliced from 16 exons. NCBI's taxonomy places the organism in Eukaryota, Metazoa, Chordata, Aves, Pterocliformes, Pteroclidae. The annotation marks the transcript as partial. The record is from RefSeq and is a predicted model, not a curated record.